CUUUUCCAGCAUAAAUAGGGACCAGAGCCUCGGUCCCCAUGAGGCUACACCAUUUCUGACGUCCUGGUUCAGAUUAGAGGUUCGACAUGAACUGAUCAUGGUGGAAGUUAGAGAUAGUGUGUGUGUGUAUGCGUGCGUGCGUUGUGUGUGUGCGUGUGUGUGUGUGUGUGUGUGUCAUAGAGCGACAGAAAGGGGCGUGGAUGUGGAAUCCACUCCAAGAAGUAAAAGCAGCCGGACCUCCGUCCCCCUCUCCUGGAGCCAGCAGCAGCAGCAGCAGCAGCGUCAGUGAGCUGAAGUCAAAGUUCCUCCUGGUGUUAAGUUGUUCGGGUGAAUCAUCGCACCGCAGCGGGACAUCUCUCCACCUGUGAGCCAUGGAAGAAGACGCGUCCCACGCCGAGGCCAGCAGCGUGUCGGGCAGCACCCACACCAUCCCGCAGCAGCAGCAGCCCGAGAACACGGAGCUCCUCACCCCGAGCUUCAGCCCGUCCUCCGCGCCGUCCUCCCCGACCCCGACGGGCACCCUGUCCCGGCUCGGCUUCAGAAGUCCCACCAGCUCGACCUCGGCGGCGCCGGGCAGCCCCGUGGCCGGCGGCCAGGUGAGCGCCAUCACCGUGGUGGCGCUGCUGGACAAGCUGGUCAACAUGCUGGAGGCGGUGCAGGACAACCAGCAGCGCAUGGAGCAGCGGCAGGCCGACCUGGAAGGCGCCGUGCGGGUGGUGCAGGGCGACGUGAGCCGCCUGAGCAAGACCCACGUCAGCACCUCUAACUGCGUCAGUAAGCUGCUGGAGCGCUCCCGCAAAGUCAGCACCCACCUGAAGGACGUGAAGGAGCGCAUGGACAAGCAGGCGGUCCAGGUGAAGAAGCUGGAGGCCAACCACAACCACCUGCUGAAGAGGAACCACUUUAAAGUGCUCAUUUUCCAGGAAGACAAUGAGAUCCCCUCCACUGUGUUUGUUAAGGACUCCCUCAAGACCCCACAACCAAGCCAGUAUGAUGCAGAAUCCACCCAGAUUACUCCAUCUAUCGCAGGCUCUGUUGAAUGCAGCAGUGCCCAAGUUGAGGGUCUCCAGACCAUUAGCCUGUCCUCGGAUGACGAUGAUGAUCUCAGAACACUCCAGGAGGAGGAUGAUAUGCUGGAAGGGGAUGGUGAAAUGGGUGUGGGCACUUCCCGCACAUUUGAGAGAAGAGCUGACAAAUUCAAGCGCUCCAGCCUGAAGAAAGUUGAUAGCCUCAAGAAGGCCUUUUCGCGCCAGAGCUUUGAGAAGAAGAUGAAUCAGAUCACCACCAAGAUUGUGCCCCCAGAGAAGCGUGAGAAAAUCAAGAAGAGUCUCACCCCCAACCAACCCAAGAGCCCAACUGCCAAGUCCUCCUCAUUUAAGGUGUCUCCGAUGACCUUCAAUAUAAAGAAGGUCAGGGAUGGGGAGACCCCCACACAAAGCAUAGGUUCACCUGGGGAAGAAGACCAUGUGGAGAUUCCACCUCUCGGAAACUUGGAUGGUGACAUUCCCUUGGCGGAGAUUCAUACCUGUGAAGGUGUUGUGGAGGUGUUGCAGGAAACACUGAGUCCUUCCACCCCAGACAGCAUGAAGGCAGAGCUGGCUAUCAAUGGCAAAGCCCCGAGCAUUGAGUGUGAGAUUAACGGUGAUCACGCUGGCCUGGCAGUACCAGAAGAGGAUGAAGAUGUCGGCGAGGAAGAAGACGAUGAGGCGGGAGAAGAAGAGAAGCACAAAGCCCCUGUAGAAUCAGCAGCCGAUGCCCAGAUUCCCACAGCAACAGCUGCUGUGGAGCAAGCAACUUAAUAUGUUUUGUUGAGCAUCACUUCUAAUUUCAAUUUUUUUCUUUUCUUCAAGUUUCUAUAUUUGAUACCCAUCAGGCACAAUUUAUCCCUCCAUUGUAAGCACUCAGUGCCCAAAAAAACUCAGAACAUAAUCAUAGGUUCUAAUGUCAGUCCAUCCUUGGGCCUUCUUACUACAUUACCUUUGAUUAUCAGCAGCAUAAUCUAAAAAUGUUGACGCCUCAGUCAACAUUAUACCUCACAGUGUACAUCACUAAUCUCCUAUUUAGAUCAUCAAGGUGCCGCUAUCUUUUCUAAAACCGGUUUUAGGAACUUCUACCAAAAAAGGUACAAAAAUUUGACCCACUGAGUUAGGGAGGUUGUACUGCAACAAAUCUCUUUCUCUUCUGUUUUGAGAAAAGUUGAGUGAAAGUAGCAACAGGGAGAUGCUUUCUAAAACCUUCUUAUGAAAAAUGUAAUGACUUUAAGAAUACAUUUAUCUUUAAAAAGCAAGCAAAAUCUGAUGCAUUAUGUCAGCCAGUGAAAUGGAAGUAACUUACGCUACAUAACAUUCUUCUUCAUCUCUGGGUUAUUUGUGAUUUGCAAAUAAUGAAUUGGUGCAUUAUUGCCAACAGCUGGAGUGUGAACUUCUUAACAUUCGGAUCUCAGACCUGUUGAAAUGUGAGCCAGUUGUGGGCUGGCUCUGCACCAGCAUCGCCCUGGUGGAAAACAGGUACAAGAGUGCUUCUCAAAGUCUUUUGCUUGGUUGUCCAAGAAAAUCAACAUGCACCAUAACUUACCCUCAUCAACUGGUGCCCAACCCUUCGGCAGCAGCACAUCGCCAGGGUGGUGAGCCAACCAUCCUCCUGCAGUGUGUGCCUGUCUCUGGACCCCUCUGCCUCACUGACAAACAGUCUCUUUGUUCUUUGCGGUUCUUGUGAAAUAUAGUAGAUCUCCAGCAACGGCGGUACUGCCCACAGCCUACUGAGGCGGUGCGUUGCCAGGUUGUGCAAGAUUUGGAAUGGGCAGUUUCUAAGAGUUUCAGUGAAAAUGUUGCAGGGUGUUUUGUAGUGGACUGGAGAUUGUUUACAGAAUGUUUUGGACCUGUACUGAAAAGCGUCACUAACAGGUGAAGGUCAGCAGUCUUGAAUCUCAUCAUCUGCCCUUCAUCGUUAGAAGUGUUAGUCCAACCUGAUGUUGAUGAUCUAACUAGAGUGCCUAAUGAGUUGCAUGAGGAACAUAAAAAUAUAAUUGUAAUUGGUGAUUGCCAAUUGACUACCAACAAUUAACCUUAUAUAGCCGAAGAGUGGAAUAGCAUAGAAUAGUUUGCAAGAGUCAAAAUAUUCUUGCAAAUGACAUUUAUUUGAUAUUCGCUAGAUAGAUACAAAUAUAUAUAUUUGAGUCCCUUUGAUGAAGGACAACACUGCAGCAUAGAAGCUGCUCUAGAUUGAGAGACAAAUAUAUGACUGGCACAAAUAACCCAUAGGUUUUAAUACUGACGUGCGAAAUGUCAACUCUAUAGCCCUUGUCUUUUCUACAGGGCAUCUAUGUAUGAUUAUGUACAGGAAAUAUUUUCUACAUGAGGCACACUACUCUAGGUAUUUAACGCUUAUAUAACAUAAAAUAUGAACUUUAAGUGCCUUGAAUAUGUGUCCUUAAACAGUAAAUGUAACUGUCAAGUGUUUUUGAGUUAUUAUAUGAUACUAGGGUAUAACGAGUCAUAUUUUACUUUCAGGCAUCCAAAACAUGUAUUGGGAAAAGUUAGCUCAGCUUCAUAUGUUUAAGACAAACCCUCUCUUAUAAACAUUUGCAUUUACACGGACAUUCCUUAAGUGCCUUUACCUUGCACAAGCUGGUAUGAGAAGUUGCUCUCCUCAUGGAAUAGAUUCCUAUGUUUUCUUGUAGAUAAGAGUGAUAGUAAAGCAUUCCUGUUUUUUUUCUCUGCUCUGAUUAAUUCUUUGCAGCUAUAACUUUAUGGAGCAUACUCAAGCUUUUAAUACAAAUUGAAAAAAGAGAGGAUUUAAGUUUCAAGGAGGAGCAAAUACAUUUGUCACAAUCAACCUCGGUUUUGGAAGUUGUACCUGGAAGUUUCUAUAAAGUGACCUUACUCUUGUUGCACAUAGUUAGCGCUUUCAUGCCUUUGUUAUAGAUUUCUAAUGUCUAAUGACUCCCUAAAAAUAGUUUUCCACAAGUGAUACCAGGGACCAAGGAUCCAAAUGCUAAGGGCACCGAAGUGCGUAAAGGCAGAGGACAGCAUCCCUGGGUUUGACAGAUGACUAUGUAUUGGCCCAUUUCUCAUGCUCUUGGCCUGCUUGCUGAGAAUGUGCAGAGAAGAUGAUGCUCUUUGGAGUCACAAGUGUUGUGCCCCUCUAGAGGCUCCUGGGCACAACACCUGGAAGUAAAGGUUGUAGGAGUUUGGAAAAGGAUGAUAAACUUGUCUUUGUGUUAGGCAUAUGUGCAGCUUGGAAGAGAGGAGUCUGCAAUGUGUUACACCAUAGAAUUAAAUUAUAGGAACCAUAAUGCUGGCACUACAGGAUUGGGGGACCUCUAUUUCAGUUACACCAAUACAGCCUACAUCCAUUAUUAUCCUUCUGAAUUAGACAGCAAAUCAUUUUCUUACAUCUAAAUUAUGCAAGAAAAUCAUAUUACUGAGGUCUGAUAAAGACAUAUAUGGUACAUUUGAUAUAGAUAAAUAUUUCCAACAUUAUUUGACAAAGUAAUAAACUCAAAGCCUUUUAGAUGCUUCAUGUUAUAAAUGUUUGCCAGUCUUCUAUUUGGAUAUGUAAGGAGAAAGUUAAUAGAUGAAAACAUUUUUUUAACUUGUUUAAACUUACCAAUGUACUUGAUUUUUUUCUUUUUAAUUCUUCUUCUUUUGUAUAAAUUACUCAACUAGAAUAAUGAAACAUUAGGCUUACAUGUACAUUCUGUUUAAUGCAGAGGUUAAAAUGUGACUGGCUCUGAUGUAUUUCUGCUUAUUCAUGCAAAAGUAUGAUACUUUGGUGAUAUAUCUGUCUGCUGUGAUUAAAAAAAAUCUAGAAAUUAUUAUCUAGACAUGUGUGUGUAAAUGUCUGUUUUUUUUCAUUUGUCUUCAAAUCACUGUUAAAUCUGGAUUAUAUGUGAGGACCACUGUUUGCUGGGAAAGCUCUGACAUUAGAUACCUACAGCACAGGUAGUGAUGUUGAGAUUACUAUCAUCUUUGUGUGGAGUUUAUCGCCUGUUAAUGUAGUCACCCACUUAAAACCAAAGAAGUUUGAAGAUUACCUGCUACUCGUGUGUUUAAAUGUACAUCUGCUUACAAUUGUUUCAACCAUCUCAUAAACAUGCAGGAAUUUCCCUUCAAAGUGUAGUAUUGUAUACAUCAAUAAAGACUUCAUAACAUUCA
Paralichthys olivaceus (Japanese flounder) is the source of this 5156-nucleotide messenger RNA. It is a transcript of the gene cavin2a, whose product is annotated as caveolae associated protein 2a. The record is from RefSeq and is a predicted model, not a curated record. Gene Ontology annotation, molecular function: protein kinase C binding. Gene Ontology annotation, cellular component: caveola; cytoplasm. Lineage: Eukaryota; Metazoa; Chordata; Actinopteri; Pleuronectiformes; Paralichthyidae.